AGUGUAAUGUAAGUUUAGAGAUAGGUGUGGUUCAUGUCCUGUCUGUGUCCAAGUGCAGUAAUCAGGAAGGAACAUAAAAUGAAUGUAGGCUAUUUCUAUAUUACAAUUUGAAGCACGCAGAUUGUGUGUAAGCUUGUGCAAACUUUGCCACCUCACUGUACGGGUUCAUUUUUUGUCCUCCUGAGUAUAAUAGCGUGUUUUUGUCUCCUGUCAGUGACUUAUCGCGCAGUCACGCGUCACACCCACAGAGUGCUGCGGUGACAGUAACAGUGUGUGUCUGUAUAAAUGGGCAGAGGUGGACUAUUGGCUUUAUCCACACACACAGCUCUGGGAUUUUUCUCUAAUAUCAGAGGUAUUUUCAGGACCACAGCCUCGCUUUGCGUUUUACUUUCGCUUUUCCACGCGUCCAGUGAAGGACAGAGGAGCGAGUUUCAGUCGUUUUGGGGCAUUUAUCAGGAUAAGCAUACAUCAUCAAUCAUGGCCGCCAUCAGCACCUCAAACACAGAUUUCGCCUUGGACCUGCUCCGAACUCUGAGCCAAGCAGACCCCUCAGGGAACAUCUUCGUCUCCCCGCUCAGCAUCAGUUCGGCCCUGGCUAUGGUCUACCUGGGAGCUAAAGGAGACACUGCUGCUCAGAUGGCAAAGGCUCUCUGUUUUGGCUCCGGUGAAGGCGUGCACGCAGACUUCCAGACUCUGAACACUGACAUCAACUCACCAUCUGCAUCAUACAUCCUGAGGCUGGCCAACCGACUCUACGGAGAAAGUACAGCCAACUUUCUUCCAAAAUUCCUUGAAGCCACACAGAAGUUUUACCAGGCUGACCUGAAGGCUGUGGAUUUCAUCGGCGCUCCAGAGGCCUGCAGAGGAGAGAUCAACAGCUGGGUUGAACAGCAGACAGAAAAUAAGAUUAAAGAUCUCCUGAAGCCAGGAACAGUCAGUUCUAUGACAAGGUUGGCCCUGGUUAAUGCAAUCUACUUCAAGGGAAACUGGAAAAGCCGCUUCGAUGCAGCAGACACCAAAGAAAUGCCUUUCAAAGUCAACAAGAAUGAGAGCAAGCCGGUCCAGAUGAUGUACCAGAUGAAGAAGCUGCCUUACAACUAUAUUCCUGGUCCAGACGGGGGUCUGCAGAUCCUGGAGCUGCCGUACGUGGACGAGGAGCUCAGCAUGUUCAUCCUACUGCCUGAGGAGUCUGCAGAUGGCUCUGAUCCUCUUCUGAAGCUGGAGAAAGAUCUAAAACGUGAACACCUGGAUGAGUGGACCAACAGAGAAAACAUGGACGUCCACUCAGAAGUCCAUGUUAACCUGCCCAAGUUCAAGCUGGAGGAAGACUACGAGCUGAACGAACCUCUUGCCAAACUGGGCAUGUCAGACGUGUUCUGUGCUGCAAAGGCAGACCUGUCCGGCAUGAACGGCGAAGGAGGACUCUUCCUGUCCACGGUGGCCCACAAGGCCUUUGUGGAGGUUAACGAGGAGGGGACGGAGGCGGCUGCAGCCACAGCAGGCAUAAUAGCUUUCUGUAUGCUCAGGGAGGAACACUUCACAGCUGACCACCCCUUCCUCUUCUUCAUCAGGCACAACAAGACCAAGUCCAUCCUCUUCCUCGGCAGGUUCACGUCUCCUCAGUAGACUGAACCAGCUGAGGAAGAUGUUGGCUUAAGUCAAAUAAAAAGAUAUUCAAAAUCUUUGAAGUGAAGGCUUUAUUUUUGAUGUUCUCUAGUUAGGAACUAGAUUAUGUUUUGUUUUGCUCUGAAAUUAUAGAUGUAGCUCUCCAAAUAAUCAAUAAACAAGCUUAAAUAUGUAUGGAUUCAUUUAUGUAUUUAAACCCCUGAAUGAACUCAAGUGAAGUAAAAAAUAAAACAACAGA
This is a messenger RNA of Notolabrus celidotus (New Zealand spotty), 1864 nucleotides long. Its product is annotated as leukocyte elastase inhibitor-like. The record is from RefSeq and is a predicted model, not a curated record. The transcript is spliced from 7 exons. Gene Ontology annotation, biological process: negative regulation of endopeptidase activity. NCBI's taxonomy places the organism in Eukaryota, Metazoa, Chordata, Actinopteri, Labriformes, Labridae. Gene Ontology annotation, molecular function: serine-type endopeptidase inhibitor activity. Bases 286 to 1626 code for a protein of 446 amino acids.